Messenger RNA from Eublepharis macularius, 3398 nucleotides. RefSeq names its product schlafen family member 13-like. The transcript is spliced from 5 exons. The record is from RefSeq and is a predicted model, not a curated record. Bases 321 to 3143 code for a protein of 940 amino acids. Lineage: Eukaryota; Metazoa; Chordata; Lepidosauria; Squamata; Eublepharidae.
GCGAGUGAUUUGUGGCUGUUGCGAAGAAGCAGUUCGUUGUGGUUGCAAAAAAAGUAAGCGUUUGUGCUAAAGCCGGUGGAAGAGGAAGCAAUUUUUUUUAAAAAAAGAAAAAUCUUCUAAGAAGGACUCUCCAAAGCAGCUCUCAAACAACCAAAAAGUACAAAACCAAAUCCAAAUUAAGACCCUAAAAGAAAUACUAAACUUUAAGAUGCAUGCUGGGAGCACCACAACGAUUAUAAAAUAGCAACCCACUUUUGAUAUUUUGAAAUCAAAAUUUCUUGUAUGCUUGAUUCCUCAUUGCUGCCCUUCCUAGGUAGAGAAUGGCUACCACUGAGUCUCAACUUCAUCUUGAUUUAGAAACUAACUAUGCUGAGGUCGUCAUAUCAGUCGGGAAAGUAACUUUUGGUGAGCUCCAAAGAAACAAGAAGUGUCCUAAAGAAAUGCAAAGGAAUGCUCUAGGGGAAAUUGAAAAUGAAAUACCCUUGAAUGCCAAGACGGGAACUGUGGAAGGGAAGAAGGAGGGAGAUGAACAGAGGAAGCUAAAGGAGAAACAGGACGAUGUGCUUAAACUCAUGCGGGCAGCAUGUGCUUUGCUCAACUCGGGCGGAGGCGUGAUACGGGCAUCGAUUGCAAACCAAGGCUACUCUUCCGUUCGAGAUGGAAUCGGUCAGGACAUCCAAAAAGCCUUGCAGGAGUGUAUUCAUUUUGAAGAAUUAUCUGAAUAUUUUGACUUUAUUGAGGAAGGCCAUCACAUGAUGAUUUGGGUGAAGUCAUGGAGCAGCGCAAAUUCCUCCAAGCCACGGAUUUGUAGCGUGGCAACUGGUUUGCACCAGCGGAAUGGAGAAUCUGCUGUGAAGCGGAAGGAUUUGACCUUUCUGAAAGAGAAGCUAGCUUCUGCCAAGCGUGAGCCUAAAGAUCAGACGAGUCCUAAGAGGCCCCGUCUCCUGAAUAACAUCCAGGGUUCAGCAGGAGUCGCCGUAGAAAUGGUAGACGGCAUGCAGGAGGCUGCAGCUCAGUUUUUCAGUCGAGACCAACUGGAGUAUGGAGAGAUCCUGGAUUUCUCUGAGUGGACAGUGGCUGAGUUUAAGGACUUUGCAAGAGACAAGGACAUCUGUGAGUUUGUUAGAAUCACUGUACCACGCUAUGCCUCUGCUUUUGCAAACAUAAAAGGGGGAUACUUAAUUUUUGGUGUGGACAAUUUUCGGACAGUUGUUGGGUAUAAAUGCAAUGUAAAUCCAACCCAAGUGAAAGAGGUAGUUGCAACAGUCAUGGACACUAUCCCCUACUUCCCUUUACGUGGUUCUAAGCCAAAAGUUGACUAUGAAUUUAAAGCCCAGGCUGUUUAUGAUAAAUAUGGAGAGGGACGUGGUUAUGUUUUUGUUGUGAAAAUCAAGUCAUUCGAUGGCAUUGUCUUUUCGGAAAAGCCUGAUUCGUGGACUGUGGAGGGUGACCAGCUGAAGAGAUUUGAGAUUGCUGAAUGGCUUCAAAUGAUGACAGCAGAAGACCCAGAUCUUUCGAAGCUGGCUGAGCAAUUCACAACAGAGCUGAGUCUGUCGGACGGGCCUCCGAUGAUCAAGCCGGUGUAUUCAGUCCGAGGUCUGGACAGUUUGGAUGUGCUGUGGAGAAAGCUUUUUCCAGCAGAGUCCAACGGGAUGACGUUUGUUCCCCAGCCUCUCUGUGACAAGUUAUUCUUGGAGUAUCCAGGGCUGAAAGCUUUGCUAGAAAGGGAAAUUCAGACAUCAGUUCAAGGAAUAUUGAUGUUUUCAAGAAGCUGGGCUGUGGACAUUGGGUUGCCCAAGAACCGGGCCAUUGUGUGUGAUGCGUUUGUGAUGGCUGUCGGACACUAUCCUGUCCUUUACACUAUAGUUGAGAAUCCCACCUCUGAUGUGUUUGAACAUUCAAGACGCACAGCCAGAUCGCUAAAGCAGAAGCUGGUGAAUAUCGGAGGAUACGCUCAAAAGAUCUGUGUGAUUCCAAAGAUCUUGAAUCUACAUCAUAACAAUUUGCAGAAUGCUGGAGACGAGAGGUUGAAGUACCCCAAAGACUACAGCUUGUGGCAAGAACACCUACCCAGCUUACAGAAGUCACUUGCAACAGUCUUGCUUGGCUUCACUUCCUUUUUGAGUGACUUCAUUGGAGUGGAGUUUCUCAAUCUCUUGACCCUUGAACAAUAUGAAAACCUCUCCAAGAGACUUGAUGAGACCAGGCUCCACUUUAUAUAUGGCAUCCCCGGAAGUGGGAAAACAGUGGUGGCUUUGAAGAUUAUUGAGAAAAUAAAGAACGAGUUUGGCUGCCAACCCCAUGAAAUACUCUACAUUUGUGAAAACAAGCCACUGCGGGAUUUUGUUGGGCAGAAAAUGUACAAUGCAGUGACGAGAACUACAUUUAUGAAGGAAGAAUUUCCGAAUGUGAAACACAUUGUGGUUGAUGAAGCUCAGAAUUUCCGAGUGGAGAACGGCCAGUGGUAUAAGAAAGCCAGCAGCAUUGUCACUCGUGACCCUGAAAAUCCAGGGAUCUUCUGGAUCUUUUUGGACUACUUCCAAAUGAGUCACCCUUAUGAAACCGGCCUCCCACUUCCAACACAACAGUAUCCAAAGGAUUUUCUUACCAAGGGAGUCCGGAAUGCCUCUAAGAUCUAUGAAGUUGUGAGAUUAGAGAUGGAAAAAAUAGUUCAGACCAAGUGCUUAAAUAUUCCUUACCCACAACUAAAAAAGCUGCUAGACAGAGCAUGCUGCAGUAAUUCUGUGACUGGCCAUUGCCUUAUAAAGCCCGAGCUGGAGGUGCAGGAGAUGGCGCGUUAUGUGGCCAGACAGUGUCAGAUCUACCUGGACAGAGGCUACUCCAAGAAAGAUAUUGCAAUUCUGUGCAGCACAAAAGAACUAGUUUCGAAAUACCUGCAUGUUUUCAAACAGGAGAUGAGAAAAUGCCACCUUGAUUUUUGUUUUGCACAAGCCAAUGAAAUACUGAAAGACGAGAUUGUCUUCGACAGCAUUCGCCGUUUUUCCGGCCUUGAGAGGACCAUCGUGUUUGCUAUCAACCCAAUCUCUUCGCAGCAGGAGGUUUCGCACAACCUUUUGCUCUGCGCAGCCUCCAGAGCUAACAAACAGCUUCAUUUGCUGUAUGCAAAGGAGCAAGUUCUGUAAUUAAAAAAGGAUUAGAUAAAUGGAACCCCCAUGUUCAGAGAUAGUAUAUCUCUGAUUACCCAACGCUGUUGAGGCAUCAAAAGGGCUUUGUGUGUUGAUCGAUGAUAUUUUGAGAUGGGCAAAUCCAAAGCCUUUACUCUGAUUAAAAACUGUGUCCUAGAAAUUGACUGUGGCAGCUUGAUUUUGAGAGCACGCAGAGUUUGUUCACCCCUAUCUUUUGGUCUUUCUUUCCCAAAAUCAUUGCCCCCACCAUAU